Gossypium raimondii (Peruvian cotton) is the source of this 1321-nucleotide messenger RNA. RefSeq lists its product as uncharacterized. The record is from RefSeq and is a predicted model, not a curated record. The transcript has 7 exons. NCBI's taxonomy places the organism in Eukaryota, Viridiplantae, Streptophyta, Magnoliopsida, Malvales, Malvaceae. The coding region runs from base 243 to 1013 and encodes 256 amino acids.
GCAAAAAUUAAUAAAAAAAAGAUUCGCUUUCUUAGUCUGGCAAUCGAAAGACGGCUCUCCAUUUCCAUGUCUAUCCCUUUUGCAAGAAUUCAUCCCUUCUCGCCUUCCUCCUCUCUAAUUAUAUUUUCUACAUACUUUUAAUUUCGUAAUUUGCUUCAGAAAUAAAUAAGAUUUCAAUUCCGCAAUUCCAACGUUAGAUUUCGAAACAAACAAACAAGAGCUAGUAGCUUUUUACUUUUGUAAUGGCUGCGAGUGCUAAUCCGACGGGGAAUAAUCAGGAAGCUUCGUCGAGCCAGAAGGUGACGGCUCCUCCUCCACCAGCCAAUGGCGUUUCCGUUAAUUCCAACAGCAGCGGGGGCAAUACCUCCGCCGCCGUCUCUGCUGAUACUAAGUCUGCGUUGAGGCACAACCCUGGCAUCUCCGUCGACUGGACGUCUGAUGAACAAUCGAUGCUCGAAGAUUUGCUCGCUAAGUAUGCCUCUGAUUCAACCAUCGUUCGAUAUGCUAAGAUCGCAAUGCAGUUGAAAGACAAAACCGUUCGGGAUGUGGCACUGCGUUGUAGAUGGAUGACUAAAAAGGAAAAUGGCAAACGAAGGAAAGAUGAUCAUAAUACAGCAAGGAAAAAUAAAGACAGAAGGGAAAAGGGUACAGACUCUUCUGCAAAGUCUACAUCUCAUCUACCAACUAGGCCUAAUGGUCCUUCAUAUGCUCCACCGGUGAUCCCUAUGGACAAUGAUGAUGGCAUCCCAUACAAAGCUAUCGGUGGUGUGACAGGAGACCUACUGGAACAAACUGCUCAAAUGUUUAAUCAAAUAUCUGCAAAUUUUUCAUCUUUCCAGAUACAUGAUAAUAUUAAUCUCUUAUGCAAAGCACGGGACAAUAUCCUCACAAUCUUGAAUGACUUGAAUGACCAGCCCGAGGUGAUGAAACAAAUGCCUCCACUUCCUGUCAAGGUAAAUGAAGAACUGGCCAACAACAUCCUUCCUCAGUCGUCCAAUGCAAUGAAAUCAUGACCCAGGGCUUACUGAUGAUACUUCUGACCAUUUGUCUUGAGCUAGGAUACUCAACACCGAGCUUCUGAAAUACAUUCGGGUUUAAGUCAGUUGAGAUGAAGUAAUGUUUUUGAUGCGUGUUAUUUCUUUAUAAAUUAGAAUGUGACAAAUUUCAUUUCUUCAUGAUUAAAUUGUAAGAACUAUAAUAGUUGAUGUAGCUUGUGAAUAUUUAGUUUUGUAGAAGGAAACUGUCUGUAUAAUCAUUGAACAAAUGUUGACCGUAGUUGCAUUUCAAUGCGAAGAGAUAAGAUGUUUUAGUUGCUUGCCUA